Podospora anserina S mat+ is the source of this 3270-nucleotide messenger RNA. RefSeq lists its product as uncharacterized. NCBI's taxonomy places the organism in Eukaryota, Fungi, Ascomycota, Sordariomycetes, Sordariales, Podosporaceae. The transcript is spliced from 4 exons. Gene Ontology annotation, biological process: double-strand break repair via homologous recombination. The record is from RefSeq and is a predicted model, not a curated record. Gene Ontology annotation, cellular component: Smc5-Smc6 complex. Gene Ontology annotation, molecular function: ATP binding; ATP hydrolysis activity. The coding region runs from base 1 to 3270 and encodes 1089 amino acids.
AUGGCGCCAACGACCUCGCUGAAAAGAGCCGCCCCAGAUGAUGCCGGCGACUACAGCUUCCUACGACGAAGAGGGGGAGAUGGGCCACGGGCUUAUCACGAUGAUGACACUACCGCGAACGAAUCAGCAAGUACAUUCCAACCGGGUGCAAUUGUGCGAGUGAAAUUACGCAACUUCGUUACCUAUUCCGAAGCCCAAUUCUCUCUCGGACCUAAUCUGAAUAUGGUUAUUGGGCCAAACGGCACAGGGAAAAGUUCGCUGGUCUGUGCCAUUUGCUUGGGACUUGGUUAUCCACCGAACGUACUGGGGAGGGCGAGUACUUUUGGCGACUUCGUCAAGCACGGCAACGAUGAGGCGGAACUCGAGGUUGAGCUACAGCGGAAGCCUGAAGAUGCCGAGAACUACGUCAUUGGACUUGUCAUCAGGCGCGAGGAUAAUAGUCGGAAGUUCACUAUCAACGGAAGCCGUUCCACCCUCAAGGAUGUUCAGAAGCUUAUGCGGAGCCUUCGUAUCCAGAUCGACAACCUAUGUCAGUUCCUACCACAGGACAAGGUGGCGGAGUUUGCUGGGUUGACUCCGGUAGAGCUGUUGGAGAAGACUCUGCAUGCCGCCGCGCCACAGGACAUGAUUGUGUGGCAGCAGGAAUUGAAACAGGGAUUCAAGGAGCAAAAGGAAGUGCAAUCCAUCACGGACAAGACUCGCGAGGACGUCAAGAGGAUGGAGGACAAACAGCGGCUUCUGCAGGCGGAUGUCGACAAACUUCGCGAGAGAAAGGCUAUCCAGGAAGCGCUGAUCAAACUGAAGCAACUUCGACUGAUCGCUCAAUAUCAGGAGGCCAGGGAACACUUUAACGAAGCCAGAAUGCGUAAGAAAGAGUCACAGCGCGCCUAUAAGAGGCUCGAAAGAAGCGUCGCGCCUGCCCUCGAAGCCGUCAAUAGAAAGCAGGAUUAUUCUCGCAAAGUUAGAGGCAUCGUAACUCUUCGGCGACGAGAACUGGAGCAGGCUGUAGCCGAGGCCGACAAAGCGCUGGGUCCGGUGGAAUCAGCAAGUGGGAGAAUGACGCAGAUCGAAAACGCGAUUCGGACGGAGGAAGACAAUUUCAAGGACAAGAGGAAGCGGAUGGGUGCUUUGAGGAAGGAGAUCACCGAUCUGAAGGCAAAGUACGCACAAAAGCCCAAGGAAUUCAAGGCUGGUGAAUGGAACCUCCAGAUUCUAGACCACCAGAAGCGCGAGAAGCAGCAGAAGGCCUUGGAUCUUGUCCCAGAACGUGACGCUAUCAAGACGGAGGGAUAUGGUUUGAGGCAACAGAAGAUGGCAUUGGUGCAGGAACUGGAGGCCCUGGACUCGCAAGAGGGCCAACUUCUCAACCAGCUCAAGAACAUGAACCCUGAUGCAGCAGCGGGCUGGGCCUGGCUCAAAGACAACCAAGGAGGGUUCGAAAAGGAAGUCUUUGGGCCUCCCAUGCUAACGUGCUCCGUUAAAGACAAGCGCUACAAGGACUUGGUCCAGUCCAUGCUCCAGGGAUCUGAUUUCUUUUGUUUCACGACUCAGACCAGGGCGGACCACAAAAAGCUGAGCGACCAGCUGUAUGGGACUUUGGGCCUUUCCGUUACUGUUCGGACUUGCUUUAGCUCAUUGGAUUCCUUCAAGCCACCUAUGCCUAAGGAGCAGCUUUCACGGUAUGGCUUCGAUGGCUAUGUUCUCGAUUUCCUCGACGGACCCGCUCCCGUGCUGGCCAUGCUUUGCGCAGAGAAAAGACUACAUCAGUCUGCCCUUAGCUUGAACGAGAUUUCCGAUGACCAGUUCGAGCAAAUCCAAAAGGACGAGCUCAUCAACUACUUUUCUGCUGGUCGCAAGUUUUAUCGUAUCAUGCGCCGGAGAGAGUAUGGGCCGGGGGCGGUCUCUACGCGCGUCACUGGGUUCAGCGAGGGCCGGUUCUGGACAGACCAGCCGGUUGACGGUUCUGAAAAGCUCGAAAUCAGACGCAAGAUCGAGGAGAUCGAUGGCAAGACUGAUGAGUUGCUGACAAAGUUGAAAGAAGUGGCCGAGAAGCACAAAACACUCACAGCGGAGAUCAAGGAACUUGAGGAGAAGAAGGUAUCCGAGUUUACGCAGUGGAACGGCCUGCCGGACAAGAUAGGUAUGACAGACCCCUGGCAGUGGACCCGAUUGUGGUGUAUUAACAGAGCUGCUCCCAGAUGCCAAAGAAAAGCUCGCAGGGUGGAUCUUAUGAGGCAACUCGACGAUGCCACCGUGGACAUGUCCAAGGCCGUCAUCAAACACUUCGAAACGCUUGGUGCUAUCCGUAAAACGCGACAAAAACUCCUCGAAGCCCAAGUCUGGGAGCUGGAGGCCGAAUCGGAUGUCAAGUGCCUCAAAGAUAAGAACGCCGAGAUCACAGCCAGACUAGAAGACGAGAAAGCAAAGGUGGAACAGGCUAAGAAGGAUGUCGAGGAGUUUAGACAAACUGCCGGAGAAGCUCAAGACAAGGUCAGCGAGUUCUUGAACGAUGAGAACAGAGUGGCCCUUCUGGCAGCUGCUCAGGACAGGACAGUGGCCGAGUUUGAGGGAUCAAUCACGGCAGAGCAGGCGAAGCUCGAGAUGAUCGAAGCGGGUAACCCCCAGGCGCUGGAAGAGUACGAGCUUUACGCCCAAAAGAUCGAACAGAUUCGCCAUGCUGCGGAAAACCAGGAGACAAGGCUGGCCCAGCUCAACGCCGGAAUCGAGGAGAUCCAGAGCCAAUGGGAGCCCCGCCUGGACGAGCUCGUCGGACAGAUUAAUGAUGCUUUUAGCUAUAACUUUGAGCAAAUCAGCUGUGCCGGCGAAGUUGGUGUCCACAAAGACGCGGAUUUUGACAAGUGGGCUAUCGAUAUCAAGGUCAGAUUCCGUCAGGGGGAGACACUUCAGCGGCUCGACCAGCACAGACAGUCUGGUGGUGAGCGUGCCGUGUCAACCAUUUUCUACCUGAUGGCCUUGCAGGCUCUGGCUCAGGCGCCAUUCCGGGUGGUGGACGAGAUCAACCAGGGUAUGGACCCGCGCAACGAGCGUAUGGUCCACGAGAGGAUGGUGGAGGUUGCGUGCCGAGAGCAUACAAGUCAGUAUUUCCUCAUCACACCCAAGCUGUUGUCGGGGCUCCGGUACGAUCCUAGGAUGAUGGUUCAUGUCAUUGUCAGUGGAGAGCGGGUGGAUGAGACGAGCACGACGAAGAUGAACUUCGGCAAGUUUGCACAGAUACAGAAGAGGCUGAAGGCACAGGCAGGGAGGUUGUGA